AAGAUCGUGAAAAUUUACUGUUCGGGAUGCACCGCGCGCGCUCUCGCCUUCGGCCGAACAGUUUCCGUCUCUGAGAAAGAGGAGGCCAUAUUUCUUAGCCAAAUUCGAUCCAAGAUAAUUUUUUUCAAGCGCUGAAGUUGAUUUUGAGGUGGGACAGAAUCCCACCAAGCUGUUCGAUAAGGUUUUGGUCACUUGAUUCAAACAUAGGCGUUAUACACCAAUUAAGUAGAUAUGACUGUUAGGUGGCCGAGGAUUUUAACACCCACAUAUUUAUCUCAGAUUAUUAGGAAGCAGAAUAAUCCUUUAACAGCUUACCAGCUAUUCAAGGAAGCCAAACGUAGGUACCCAGAUUAUAGGCACAAUGGUCCGGUGUAUGCCGCAAUGAUCGAUAUACUCGGAAACUCGGGCAGAGUUUCUGAGAUGAGAGAAGUGAUAGAUCAGAUGAGGGAUGACUCUUGUGAAUGCAAAGAUUCUGUAUUUUCAUUUGCAAUUAAAACGUAUGCUAGUCAUGGAUUAUUGGAAGAUGGUAUAACUCUUUUUAAAAGCCUUGGGAAAUUUAACUGUACCAAUAGAACACAAACUUUCAAUACCCUUUUGGAAAUCCUGUUGAAUGAAUCUCAGCUUGAUGCUGCUUGUCAGCUUUUUCAGGAGAGUUCUUAUGGUUGGGCAGUGAAAUCCAGGACUCAGUCCUUGAAUUUGCUGAUGCAAUCUCUCUGCCAGAGAGGCCAGUCUGAGCUUGCUUUACAUGUCUUUCAAGAAAUGGAUUACCAAAGUUGCUAUCCAAGUAGACUGAGUUAUCUGAUUCUAAUGAAAGGACUGUGUCAAGAUGGUAGGCUUAAUGAGGCCAUUCAUUUGUUGUAUUCCAUGUUUUGGAGGAUUUCGCAAAGGGGUGGUGGAGGGGAUAUAGUAAUUUACAGAACCCUCCUGUUUGCUUUGUGUGAUAACGGAGAUAUUGAGCAAGCUGUAGAAAUACUUGGCAAGAUCUUAAGGAAAGGACUGAAAGCCCCUAAGCGAGCUCAUUACCGGAUCGACUUAGAUCAAUGCAGGAAUAGCAAGCUCACCAUUGGGGAAAUCAAGAGAUUAAUCAAUGAAGCUUUAAUUAAAGGCGGAAUUCCCAGUUCAGAUAGCUUCUGUGCCAUGGCUGUUGAUCUGUAUAACGAAAAUGAGACUGAUCAGGGAGAUAAAGUGGUCAGCCACAUGGUAGCUAAAGGCUUCAGGCCACCAUCCUCGAUCUUUGAAGCGAAAGUGGCUGCAUUAUGCAAAGAAGGCAAAGUCGAUGAUGCAGUAAAAGUAAUUGAAGAGGAAAUAGUGAAGGGAAGUUGUGUUCCAACUGUUGCAUUGUACAACAUCGUUUUGAAGGGUCUGUGUGAUGAGGGCAAAUCAACAGUGGCUAUGGAGUAUUUGAAGAAAAUGGCAAAGCAGGUUGGUCUUGUUGCAGACAAGGGAACUUACAGCACUCUGGUACAUGGACUUUGUCGUGAAAAUCGAUACAUCGAAGCAUGUAAGGUUUUAGAGGAGAUGGUAAUCAAAUCCUUUUGGCCUUGUUCUAACACAUUCAAUACACUUAUCAGAGGUCUUUGCUCAGUUGGAAAACAAUAUGAAGCUGUGAUGUGGUUGGAAGAAAUGAUUAGCCAAGGUCAAUUGCCUCAUGUUUCUGUCUGGAAUUCUUUGGUUUCAUCUUUGUGUUGUGACGUGGCUGGCACCAAUAUGUGGUCCGAGGUUUUUUGACAUCGAAAAUCAUUGCUCAAUGCUCGAGUAUUUACUAUAAAUCACAUUUAAGUACCAAAUUCUCAUUAUGGUUCUUUCAAAAUAUCUAUGUUGAUUCUCUAAAGCUCUGGAGAAUAAUCGCUUUAGUCCUUACUUACUGUUAUUCUUUUCUUAGUUAUUCCGGAAUAACUACAUAUAUAAACAGGUUGCAGUAAACAUGCAUUGAAGCC
Molecule: messenger RNA, 1937 nt
Organism: Benincasa hispida (wax gourd)
Lineage: Eukaryota; Viridiplantae; Streptophyta; Magnoliopsida; Cucurbitales; Cucurbitaceae
Product: Tetratricopeptide repeat (TPR)-like superfamily protein
Biological process (GO): RNA splicing; mitochondrial RNA processing
Cellular component (GO): mitochondrion
Molecular function (GO): protein binding; mRNA binding
Source: RefSeq, a predicted model, not a curated record